Messenger RNA from Nicotiana tabacum (common tobacco), 720 nucleotides. Lineage: Eukaryota; Viridiplantae; Streptophyta; Magnoliopsida; Solanales; Solanaceae. The record is from RefSeq and is a predicted model, not a curated record.
AUGUCUUCAUCAUUUAGUCAACCUGCUAGCCACUCUUUCAUGCCUUCGUUUGAAUUCACUCCGUCUUCAUCUCCCAGCAUUUCUAGGCCAGAUAAUGGAGUCGAUGGUAAUUCGACAUCCCCAUAUACUGAUAGUGAUACAGCUACACAGCCUCCUACACAGACUUCUAUACGAAGGCAGGAUCCUCCAAAUAUUGGAAAAUAUGAUGAUCUUCGGAGGUUGAUUAUUGUGCCCGAUGGAGCAGGCUUUUAUCCUUCUCAGGCUACGAAAGUCGUGGUUGAAUCGAUGUGUUCAUUUUAUCACGCACCAUGGAGGUUUUGGUCAGAUGUUCCAAGUCACAUUAGGGACAGAAUGUUUGCUGAAUUUAGGAUGAAGUGUGCAUUGUCACGCGAUUUUAAAGCUGAGGAAAAGGCUAAAGGAAGACCAGUUACUCAUGAUGAGGUGUUUGAGGAAACUCACAUGAAGAAGUUGAAGGAUGGAAUAAAAACGACUUGGAUCGAGCCGCGCGCUGAGACAACCCAUGAUCGUGAUUUCUGGGUAGCGAAGAUUACAGAGUUGUAUCUUCAAGAAAGGGCUGCAAGGGAAGAAAAGGCAAAGCGAAGGGAGGAAGAAGAUAGGCGAAGGGAAGAAGAGGAAAGGCGAAGGGAGGAAGAAAUGGGGCGAAAGGACGAUGCAUUAAGACUUGUCACUAGUGAUGUUAAAGUCUCAAGUCUCAGAUAA